This is a messenger RNA of Phytophthora infestans T30-4, 924 nucleotides long. RefSeq names its product voltage-gated potassium channel subunit beta, putative. The transcript is spliced from 2 exons. The coding region runs from base 1 to 924 and encodes 307 amino acids. The record is from RefSeq and is a predicted model, not a curated record. Lineage: Eukaryota; Oomycota; Peronosporomycetes; Peronosporales; Peronosporaceae.
AUGUACCGUGAAGAGUACCACACAGUGGACGCCUGGUACGAGAUGAUGAAGACUGCCUUCAAGUUUGGAGUCAACUUGUUUGACAACGCUGAGAUCUACGGCAAUGGUCAGGCUGAAGAAAAUAUGGGCGGUGCCAUCGUGAAGGGCAUUGAAGACGGUGUGUGGACCCGCGAAGACCUCGUGGUCACCACCAAACUCUUCGCGGGCUACAAGGGUUUCACGGAGUCCGGUCCAAACGAUCAAGGUUUAAGUCGUAAGCACAUCAUCGAAGGCGCGCGUGCCUCGCUGCGUCGUAUGCAACUGGACUACACUGUACGUGCGAUGAACCACGUGAUCAACCAAGGCUGGGCCUUCUACUGGGGCACCAGUGAGUGGUUGGCCUCGGAUAUUCGUGAGGCGUGUGAGAUUGCAGACCGUCUUGGCUUGAUUCGCCCUAUUGUGGAGCAAUCCCAGUACAACCACUUCACCCGAGACAAGGUCGAGUUCGAGUACGUGGAUCUGUACAAGAAAUACAAGCUGGGACUCACAAUCUUCUCUCCGCUAGCCUACGGAACUCUGACUGGAAAAUACAGUGGCGGCCAACCGGAGGGCUCACGUUUCACGAAGCCAGCGUUUGCGGGCCGUGCGAUGGUACCUACUUAUGGCGAGCGUGUGGAGAUUGCUGAGAAGCUCAAACCGAUUGCAAAGGAGUUGGGAUGCUCGUUGCCUCAGCUUGCAACAGCUUGGUGUGUUUCCAACGAGCACGUAUCAACCGUUCUCGUUGGUGCGAGCCGCCCUGAACAGCUGGAAGAAAACCUUAAAGCAAUUGACUUUGUGGACAAGAUCACGCCAGAAGUGAAGGCCAAGAUCGACGCUGUUCACGUAGCCUUUCCGACCGUGCCGGAGAUGAACCCUCUUGCAUUUCUGCGUAAGCGUCACUUGUGA